AAUCUGCUCUCUUUGGCCUACCAGCGGUGCUCAUUUGGCCAACAAUAAAUGAAGAGAUGAGAAAGAACCAUGGAUGGCAAGGGCGAAAUUUUCCACCUUUUGUUAGUGCUUUUUCAGGAGAUUCCCUCGUUAAAACCCAUGGGAACCCAAGUGGAAAGUCUGUCCUUGAUCGCGAGAGGGAGAAAAAGAGAAAAAAGAGAAAUGGCACUCUCAGGCGAAGAAUUUGACGUGAUUGUGGUGGGCGCAGGAAUUAUGGGAAGCUCCACCGCCUACGAAGUGGCCAAAAGGGGUCAAAAAACCCUCUUACUCGAGCAAUUUGAUUUCUUGCACCAGCGGGGCUCCUCUCACGGCGAGUCUCGCACCAUACGAGCAACCUAUCCGGAGGAUUACUACUUUCCAAUGGUCAUCGAAUCAUACAAACUCUGGCAGGAGGCCGAAUCUCAAAUUGGCUACAAGGUCUACUUUAAGGCUGGACAUCUCGACAUGGGCGACUCCCACGACAAGAGCAUGCGUGGCAUCAUAAACACCUGCCGCAAACACUCAGUCUCGCAUGAAGUUCUUGAUCGCCGGCAACUUGCCGACAAGUUUUCCGGAAGGUUCGAUAUCCCGGAGGAUUGGAUUGCUGUGUUUACCGAGUAUGGCGGAGUGAUAAAGCCUACCAAGGCAGUGUCCAUGUUCCAAGCCUUGGCGUUUCAAAAGGGCGCUGUUUUAAGGGAUUGCAUGGAAGUGAAAGAUAUUAAAAAAGAGGGUGUCAAAGGGGGCGUAUGGGUUUACACCGGUAAUGGUGAAAAGUUUUGGGGUAAAAAAUGUGUGGUAACAGUUGGGGCUUGGACGAGAAAGUUGGUUAAAACGGUAGUUGGAAUUCAACUGCCUAUACAACCCUUGGAGACUGCAGUGUGUUACUGGAGGAUUAAGAAGGGAAAUGAAGAAAAGUAUGUGAUCGGAGGGGAUUUUCCGACGUUUGCAUGCUACGGUGACCCAUAUGUAUACGGCACGCCGUCGUUGGAGUAUCCGGGGUUGAUAAAGAUGGCAGUGCAUGGGGGGCGUCCGUGUGACGAGGACAAGAGGCCAUGGGGGCCAGGAACGGCGUUGGAGUCUUUGAAACAAUCGGUUGAGGAGAGGCUAUCAGGGAUGGUUGAUUCCGGGGCGCCUGUGGCCACGCAAUUGUGCAUGUAUUCGAUGACACCCGAUGAGGAUUUUGUAAUUGAUUUCUUGGGCGGGGAGUUUGGGAAGGAUGUUGUGAUGGGAGGUGGGUUUUCCGGGCAUGGGUUCAAGAUGGGGCCGGUGGUGGGGAGGAUACUAGCUGACCUUGUGCUUACUGGGGAGGCAAAAGGGGUGGAGCUAAAACACUUCAGGAUCGGAAGGUUUGAGGAGAAUCCUCAAGGGAAUGUCAAAGAUUUUUAAGAUCCAAGCCUCUACUGCACUAUUCAUCCUCACAGAUAUAUUCAAUAAAAACCCGUUUCCAUGUGUAACAAAAACUAUGGUCACAUUUUGUGGCCGUUGAAGUCUUAUCUUUAUUAUGCUGCAA
Molecule: messenger RNA, 1528 nt
Organism: Alnus glutinosa
Lineage: Eukaryota; Viridiplantae; Streptophyta; Magnoliopsida; Fagales; Betulaceae
Product: probable sarcosine oxidase
Exons: 1
Coding region: 70-1404 (444 amino acids)
Molecular function (GO): flavin adenine dinucleotide binding; sarcosine oxidase activity
Source: RefSeq, a predicted model, not a curated record